Molecule: messenger RNA, 2305 nt
Organism: Schistosoma rodhaini
Lineage: Eukaryota; Metazoa; Platyhelminthes; Trematoda; Strigeidida; Schistosomatidae
Source: the annotation of a GenBank genome assembly
CGAUAAGGAAAGGAUGUUUGAAAGGUCUAUAUACUUUGUAGCAAUCGGCCUUGGGUAAAUUAAUUCAACCUUCUUUUGACACACAUCUACUAACGGAAUUCUUACACGAGUUGAUAAAGAGUUUGGUGCAAGUGGAGUUCAUUUUUCACAGCAGAAAAACUACCAUUCAAGACUGAAUACAGUGUGAUAAUCACUGACUCCUCACUCUAGAAAUUUCAAAGCUCAACCGUACUCAAGUAUGUAUAUAUUUUUACCUGACUUCCCGGUGAACACAUAAUCUGUGAACAAAUACAGAGAAUUUCGUCUCAUUGUUUUACAUGAUGUAUAAACAUCUCCAUAACUUUACGGGCAAAUUUUUGUCAAGAGUAGAUUCCGGUAUGGAGUGACACAUCUUUUGGUAGAUGUGUCUCAUGCAACGAGGUUGUAGUCAAGUAAAUUUGGUAAAAUAAAAUGAUUUCAUAAUACUUUGGUGUUUUUUAAUGAGUCAUGUUGAGAGGUGCUAAAGGUUAUCUUUAGUAGACCAUGAUGCACUUUGGUCUACUGAAUAACGAUUAUCGUUGAUAACUAGUUUUCACAGAAAUUAUCAGUAGAGAUUUGGAGAAACAUUACACAAAUGUAUUAACCAUCACUGAAUACCUGUCACUGUAUUUGUUCAAGUCAUUGAGUGUUCUUCUACCUGUUGUUUCUACUCUUCUAAAUCACUGACUGCAAAGUGUACCGAAAAUAUUAUGAUGAAUGAAUAAUACUAACUACCAAUAAACAAUGGAAUUGAAUUUGUAAAAAUCUUAGCGAUGGAAAUUAAAGUAAACUCAAUUGUCCGAUUGGUAGUCUGGUUCACGCUCCUUCAAAGGAAAUAAAGCUUGGAUCAGACUGCCGAGCAUAACGUGGGAUUUCUUUUAAUUCCAGUCACUGAGAUUUUUAUGAAUACAACUCCCUUCUUUAGGGUCUUCCGUUAAUUCAGCACCUAACUAACGUGAAACUGUUCUUUCAAAUUUAGACGAAAGUUCCCAUAGGAGUAACUACCAUAAUUGAACAUCACUUACAGUUGAUAAUUAGUCCGAUUGAAUCUCAAAGAAAAUGCGUAACGCGACGACUCAAUUUUCAGAAAUCUAAACGUUCACAAUGGUCAAGUGAAACAGUAGAUUGAAGUACGACAUACACCUAAGAUAGUUCAUUGCCAAAACCAAUAGUGAGUUCAAGAAAUAAUAAUAAUAAUCUGUCAAACUUCACCAACUCUUUCCUUCUAAAACCAGAUACAAUGAGCAUCUUACAUUGCUACAAUUUUCCUUUUACAAACAAACCCACUGGAAUCCACACAAAUAAGUAAGACAUAUGAGUCCAAGAGUUGAUACGGCGACCUCCUUUACCGUGAACUUUUGCUAAAUUUAAGCUUACACUAACGUUUUUCAUUCUCAUUCUUGUACGUACAGAAUAUAUCUCAAUAACUAACCUAAUCAACGAUACUCAGAACCCACCUUUUUAUUACAUGUAAGGGUAAAAGUUGAUGUACACACACAUACAUAUUGUUUAUUGACAUGUCACCAUUUGACUGGCAUUUUGAAUUCAGAAGUAGCCUUCCAUUCCCUAUACUAAUAGAUUGUUCACUAAUAUUUCCAAACUAAAAUAAUUCAGAAUCUGAAAAACAUGAACAUCGAGAACAGAUGUUUCAGUUUGUCCUCUACAUAAGUGCAGAUUUAUCAGAUUCUGAAGAGAGAAUACUUUAAAUUUAUGUUUAACGUCGUUUGUUUACUUUCAAUACAUUUUCAAAAAGUAGAUAAUUUCUUAAUCCGCACACUCUCCAUCGCACUUAAAUCAUAUGUUAUAAUGUUUGGUUCUCAAUCAAGAUGUUCAGCUCACUUUCUCUACUAGUUGUUCGUGUAGUAUACGGUAUAAACAAGGAUAGAGAAAUAUAUUGGAGAUAGAUAUCUAACACUACAUAUUCACUAUGACUUGAUCAAUACACCCCUAUCAAUCAGAUUCAUUUCAUUGGACUUCGACUGCUCAAGUGUGAUUUUAAUUGGUCGUUGGUAGCCUUGAAAAUAGUGGUCAGAGAAUCAUGUGACAGGACGGUGAGAUCGAUACAAUUGGAUAAACAAUAAAAACAUGAGAAAAGUUACGUUGUGUAAGCUCCAUGAAAUGCCCUUCAUGCAAUAAGGAGGUCUACUUUGGUAGUGCAAAAAAAACGCUGACUGCGGGUUCCCACUGUGAACAUGAUGGUAAACCCUAUUGUCAGAUUCCAUGUUACCAAGCACUGUUUGGACCCAAAGGUUAUGGGUCAGUGGCCAGCAGUCACGUCUACAAAUAG